Theileria orientalis strain Shintoku is the source of this 1563-nucleotide messenger RNA. Its product is annotated as topoisomerase-related nucleotidyltransferase. Gene Ontology annotation, biological process: RNA 3'-end processing. Gene Ontology annotation, cellular component: nucleolus; TRAMP complex. The transcript has 10 exons. Bases 1 to 1563 code for a protein of 520 amino acids. The record is from RefSeq and is a predicted model, not a curated record. Gene Ontology annotation, molecular function: poly(A) RNA polymerase activity; mRNA binding. NCBI's taxonomy places the organism in Eukaryota, Apicomplexa, Aconoidasida, Piroplasmida, Theileriidae.
AUGGUAAAAAGUGGUUCGAAGAGUAAAAAUACACCUACGGAUGUUAGCCCAUCAUCAGAAUCAGCCGACGCCAAUGACCUUGCAAAUAUAAAUAGGCUAUCCCUCAACUAUGGAGCAGAAUACUACUCUAUGGUCGACAUAGAGGAGCAAAAGGAGAUUGCACAAAGGAAUUCGGAGAUGAGAGAUAAAGUUAAGGUGUUUAGAAAAUCCAAAGGCGAUACUAAGAAGGAAAGGGAGCUGCCAGGCUCCUACAUAAAUAUUUCAAACGGAAAAAAAUCCGUUAAGUCUAAAAUUAAGUCUAAGGAUGAUAAGACGCUCAGAGAAAUACUGAGACUCCAUAAACUGCACAAUAUGCUGAAAAACACGAGGAUUCCGUUCAUUGUGCUGCUGGACGUUGAGUUGAAUAGACUUCUAAGCUGGCUUGCGCCAACACCCGAGGAGAAAAUCGCAAAGGAACAGGUGCUGUUGCAACUGGAGGUCGUGGUCAACGCACUCUUUCCGGACGGGAACCUAAAGGUUUUUGGGUCAUACGUCACGGGCCUGUCGUUGCCAGGUGCGGACAUUGACGUGUGUAUUCAGUCCGAAGGGGACCAGCUGUGCGUGCUGAACAUGAUCGUGUACACCCUUAACCGACUGGGUCUGGUGCACUCGUUCGAGUGCAUAUACAACACGGCAGUGCCCGUAGUUAAGCUGGUCGACAAGAGAACAGGAGUGAGGAUAGACCUGUCGUGUUACAACGAGUCGGCGUUCAAAACCACGAAGUUCAUACAGGAAAUGUGCGUCAAGUACAAGUAUAUGCAGCCGCUGAUACUGCUGGUGAAGCUCUUUCUGCAGUCGCGGAACCUGGGAGACACGUACUUCGGUGGCGUCGGCUCCUUCCUGCUGUACUGCAUGAUCCUGUCGUUCCUGCAGCUGCACGACUCGAGCUCGCAGAAGCAGAGCGACGACACGAACUCCCUGGCGACCCUCUUCAUCGAUUUCUUCUACUACUGGGGGUUCCUGAGGGACUACAGCCAGUUUGUCACCACCGUUAGGGGAUUGGGGCACGUGUACCCAAGGAAGCUCAAGAAGGAACAGUCUGACUCGAUGCUCAGCUGCGAUAAUCCCAUAGAUCACACGGUGGACCUCGGAACGAACUCGUUUAAUAUGCACAGCGUCAACUCAGCGUUUCAAAACGCCUUCAUAAUCCUCAAGAACAUUGAACACAACAUUAGGAAGUGGUUUCCGAAUAAGGUGGUCACCUUCGGGAUGAACUUCUCAACCAUACUGGAGUCUCUGUACGACGUUAGUCACCCGGUCUUCCAGAAAAGGAGCCACGAGUCGCAUGAAAACGUGCGCAAGGACUAUUUUAACGACCACUCGAACACCCUGAACGCGUCUCUGGAUUCAGUGCUGAAGCAUCUGAAGAAGUCACUUGAGAGCAGCAGGACAAACACCUUCAACGCCCAGAGGCAGCUGAUGGAGUCUCUGUCCUCUGAGCAAAACGAACUGAACCUGGACGGAGACAUACCUUUCUACAUCGUCGCUGAGGCCGUGGGAAAGGAAACUUCCAGCUUGCUGUAA